AAAACGAAGAAGUAAAAUCUGUUUAUUUAUAUUAUCAUCAGCGAACGAUAAAAAGAAUUUAAGAAAGUUAAUUAAUAAUCUUUAUUGCAAUUUAUGUACUGAUUCUGGAGAGUUUAAAACUUAAUACUAAACAGAGUGAGAAGCUUGGAUCUAGUGGAUUUGAAUGCGGGUAGGAGUAGGAACAAGAAAGACAAUGAUGGUAGAGAGAUUGCUAAAUUCCCUUGAAGGACAGAGACAAUUUGAAAUAAGAAUGAAAAUUUAGAUUAUAUUGAUCAAACUUUUUUAUGAAAAAUUAAUAAGGAGGCUGCUAAUAUUAAAGGAUGAAAAUAUUGAUUUAUUUUAUUUGAGAGCAAUAAAGAAGAUGAUAGUUUCUUUAUUGUAAUUUAAAAGAGAUAAUUGA
This is a messenger RNA of Paramecium octaurelia, 400 nucleotides long. The record is from the annotation of a GenBank genome assembly. NCBI's taxonomy places the organism in Eukaryota, Ciliophora, Oligohymenophorea, Peniculida, Parameciidae.